AUGUUUGGGAUGCACGAGUUUGUGUCGCAGCUGCGAGCGCAUGACCAUGCUUCUGUUUUUGAUGGCUCGUGGGUUUUCGACGGAACUCAGUCCCUGCUAACUCCGAUCCGAGGUUCAACAGCGACUGAUGCCUCGUUAAGCUGCCUGCUAACGUUCAUGCGUGAGCUCGCUCGAAUCGACAUUCGCCCAGUGGAUGGUCAGUCGCUUGAGAUAUGCUCCGACUGGAAUCUUGGCACGGGUUACGGUGGAAAAGUGAAGUCGACAACUACCAACCAGUCAGGCAUGACGCUGGUGCUGGACGGUCGACAAAGGAUGUUCAUCCAAUUAUCAAGUGGUGUCUCAAGCUCGAUUCCUCUUGGUGGGCGCAGCUAUGGAGACUACCGCGGCAAAGUUUUGUCUCCGAAGAGCUUCGUAGUAGAAAUGAGUUCGUGGCCAGUGGAUAGCGACAGAUUGCAACCAGCACUCAGAUGGAAGCUGCAGGCUGACGUGGAGACUGGAAGCCACGAAGGCAGCCCGAGGUGUCUUUUGGUGAACGGUGUCAUGGAAGAGGGGUACUGGCGAAUGGAUAGCAGCAGCGAAAGCCCCGAUUUCGAAGCGGUGCCUUUUAACCUGAAGCUCGGGUUGGUGGAGGCAUGGUAUCCGAUGUACGAGCUGGUAGGCGUGUACGAUCGCAUUGGUUAA
Molecule: messenger RNA, 681 nt
Organism: Phytophthora infestans T30-4
Lineage: Eukaryota; Oomycota; Peronosporomycetes; Peronosporales; Peronosporaceae
Exons: 2
Coding region: 1-681 (226 amino acids)
Source: RefSeq, a predicted model, not a curated record